Messenger RNA from Prunus avium (sweet cherry), 935 nucleotides. RefSeq lists its product as uncharacterized. The record is from RefSeq and is a predicted model, not a curated record. Lineage: Eukaryota; Viridiplantae; Streptophyta; Magnoliopsida; Rosales; Rosaceae.
AUGGGGUACAAAAAUACGAGAGAGCCAAACCCGCGUGACAGAAUGAGAAGAGAGUGAGAGUCACAGUGAGGACGACGACGACGCCAUGGCUACGAAUAAGAGUACGGAGAAAGAAAAAGGCCCAGAAAAGGUCUCGAACAAAGGGAGAUCAUGCAAAGGAACACUUUAUUAUUCAACCGCUCUCAAAUCCAAAGCUUACAAUCCUAUCUGCCUCGGCGUUCCUCGCACCCUCCCUCAAGUGCCUGACGCAGUAGUUGUAGCAACUGAGAGGGAGGCUUCUAGAGAGGAUCGACAUCUUGCUGAUUUUCGUUAUGCUUGUGCUGGUUACUCUAUGUAUUUGGAUCGAAUUAAAGAAGACCCUUCUCAAAAGAACACAUUAGAAUUGCCCGUUUGUAUUGGCUUGGUGUUUUUGGUUGGCAAAAGAAUCCAUAAAACAUCACCAGCUGCCGCUCCUGUUUCUACCCAUGUUCAUCACAAAGAGGAUGUUCGUGAAGUCCCUCAGACUCAGAGGCACCAACCACCUACUCAAUCUGCCGGAACUGUUUUCUUGAACAAGUUUUCAAGAAAUGCAGAUCUUGUUGCUUCAGGGGUGACUAAGAACGUGUAUAAAGUAGGUAACUACAUAAAAGGAAGUCUCUCAGAUUUUUUGUUCCCAUACAGAGGGAGAUCAAAGUAAGAUGGCUUGUUGAAGAUAUCGGACGAAUGAAUAAAUAUACUGAAGAAGCGGGAUUCGGCUUCAAGUCGACCUGGUUUCUGUGCUUGUUUAUAAUACCUCACUCCACAUUUUGAGCAAUAUAAUGUUAGUGCAACUGCUAGUCAUAGUCGUAGAUGGCGAUUAUUAUUUGUUCUCUAACUGUUUAUUUAGUUGUGGAGGAAUGUGACAAGAGGUUCUGUUAUGUAUGAUACAAUGAAAUCCAAAUUGUGCAAUUUGCUAA